UGCAGACGUCACUGAGGGCGGGCCUUCCCAUGGGAUUUAAUUCGGGCCAAUAAUUUUUUAUGGAGCACCUUAUUGUGAAUCAGGCACUGAGUUUACUAAGCAUUGAUAAACAGGUGAAUGAAGCCGGAAUAGUCAUUUCGUGUGUAUCAAGUAUAGUGUGGCCGUGGCCAUGGUCCCAGUGGGUGUGUCAUCCCUUCCUAAUCUGUACAUUUCUGGAGACUCCAAGAUCUGAAGGGCUGCAAGGAUUAUGCUCUCCCACAGUCUCUCCCGAGUGCGGCCCCCUUGACGGUAGAGCCGUAUCCCACUUGCCUCUAAACCCUUCCCCCGACCGUAUAAGGAGAAGCAGCUGCUGGGGGCGUCCCAAGGAUCUAAAGAUAGCAGUCCUUGCCUCAGACUCCAAAUGCCACCGGGCAGCGGGAGCCGCCAUGGCACGGGCUGCAUUUUCCCCUCCUCCCAUCUUUCUCAAAUGCCCUCAGUCUUCCCUCUCCCACCCCUAUGAAGCCCCGCCUCAACUCCUCUUCAGGCAGCAUGCCCGGACCCUGUGGUACGACAGGCCCAAGUAUGUGUUCAUGGAGUUUUGUGUUGAGGACAGCACUGACGUCCAUGUGCUCCUAGAAGACCACCGCAUUGUGUUUAGCUGCAAGAAUGCAGAGGGAGUGGAGUUGUACAAUGAGAUUGAGUUCUAUGCCAAAGUGAACUCCAAGGACUCCCAAGAUAAGCGCUCUGGCCGCUCCAUUACUUGCUUUGUGAGGAAAUGGAAGGAAAAGGUGGCUUGGCCCCGGCUUACCAAGGAGGAUAUUAAGCCGGUGUGGUUGUCUGUGGACUUUGAUAAUUGGAGAGACUGGGAAGGGGAUGAAGAGGUGGAGCUGGCUCAGGUGGAACAUUACGCAGAGCUUUUGAAGAAGGUCAGCACCAAGAGACCUCCCCCUGCCAUGGAUGACCUGGAUGAUGAUUCUGACAGUGGAGAUGCAACAAGUAAUUAAUUUACGUGACAGCAGAGCUGGGGAGGAAGCUGUGGCUAUCUUCCAGUCACUUUGACAAACUAGGGCCUAGGCCUUCAUUAGCUCUUUGGCUGUGCACCAGGGUCUCUUGAGAUCUCUGAACUUUCCUAGUUCCUUUUAAUUAAGGGUCCUUCUUUAUGCUUUAUUUCUUCUUUCUAGACUAAACCCCCACCCCCAGGUUCCAUGUCAUCAUCAUUAUCUACAGAGAUUUACCAGGAACCUACUAAAUGCCCUUGACUAUGGCUGCUGCAUCAGAUGGCAAGAUAGAAGAGGAGUAGACUGGGCAGGGGGCCUUCUGACUUCCUACCAAUUGGCUGUAAUCUCUGUGUUUGGGCCAUUCAUCAGGGCUCUCUUGAGUAUUUGAGCAUGCGUGCAUAUGUGGUAGAGCAAAAGUCAAAGAAGCAGCAUAUAGAUUAUAAUAAAUUCCUAGAAACUGG
This is a messenger RNA of Pteropus alecto (black flying fox), 1438 nucleotides long. It is a transcript of the gene PTGES3L, whose product is annotated as prostaglandin E synthase 3 like. Bases 60 to 983 code for a protein of 307 amino acids. The transcript has 7 exons. Gene Ontology annotation, molecular function: Hsp90 protein binding; protein-folding chaperone binding. The record is from RefSeq and is a predicted model, not a curated record. Lineage: Eukaryota; Metazoa; Chordata; Mammalia; Chiroptera; Pteropodidae. Gene Ontology annotation, cellular component: nucleus; cytosol. Gene Ontology annotation, biological process: protein folding; chaperone-mediated protein complex assembly.